This is a messenger RNA of Brienomyrus brachyistius, 7889 nucleotides long. It is a transcript of the gene pgm2l1, whose product is annotated as phosphoglucomutase 2-like 1. The coding region runs from base 2765 to 4441 and encodes 558 amino acids. Gene Ontology annotation, molecular function: magnesium ion binding; glucose-1,6-bisphosphate synthase activity; intramolecular phosphotransferase activity. NCBI's taxonomy places the organism in Eukaryota, Metazoa, Chordata, Actinopteri, Osteoglossiformes, Mormyridae. Gene Ontology annotation, biological process: carbohydrate metabolic process. The transcript has 14 exons. The record is from RefSeq and is a predicted model, not a curated record.
CUACGACUCCCGAAAGGCAGUUCGGCGGCAUUUACUUCGCCGAAUUCGGUUCCGAAACAGGCGCGGCGCAUUGUAUUUGAAUGCAUGUGGUUAACAUGGAAAGGGAGAGGGUUAGGGCAAAGAAAGGUCUUCCCGAGAGCAGAUCAUAUCUCCUGGUACUUCUCCGUUAAAUCAUCGAAUGAUAAGCGGGUCAGUCGUGGAUAGCUGGGGUGCUCCGCUACUCGGCGUGCGGAAACGUUUGCUGGCUUCCUGAAAGCUGGAGUGCUGGAGAGCUGUCAGUGAAGUUGAGCCCUGAAACUGUUUAUCAUUGAGAGUAACUGUACCUGCCUGUGGUGCAGGUUAUACGGGCGAUCAGAGUCACUCUUUCUCUUCGAAUGCAGACAUGGCUCAUGAUUCAUUGUACAGUUUUCUCUUUAAAGUGUGUUUACUGUCGGUAUAGUCUUGUAUAAAGUAGCGAGCUAUAUGCAAGAUGUCGCUGCUUUUUAUCUAGUGCGUCCGUUGGUUCAUUCCAGUUUCCGAAGCAGAUAAAUACCGCUUAAGUAACAUAACGCGUCCGGAUUAGCCGCGCAAUGGAGGACUUUGGUGAGGAUCUCAACGCCAACCAGCACUGCCGUGCAACCGGAGAUGCCACGCUGGACAAAGCGAUUUAUCAGUGGAUUGCUUGGGAUAAGGUCAGUCAUUAUGCGUCGUGAUGGCGGCACCUAAACUGAUGGUCGCUGCCCUUGAUAAUCGCUGGACUGUCACUUUAAGGCAAUGAUGAAUAGGCAUGUAUAUGCUUUAUAAUUGUAUAUUUCGUGCUCAUGCAUUCGGCGCAGGGUUAUUUUACAAAAAAAAAAAAAGACUCCCCCUGUCUUCCGAAUGUCGUGUUCUGUUUCUGAAGGUAAAAUUACGCUUCUUUUCCUCAGUCUAUAUAUAAACAAGAUUGUUCUACAAGUCCCAUUCUUUGUUCACUGUAUUUGUAAAGAUCACCUUUUCAAUACACUAAUGAAACUGUCCCAGGAUAAUGUAACACAAACAGUAUAACCUUUUUCCAUCUUAUUUUGAGUGCGAGCGAAUGUGACGAACACAUUAUGUUAAUAUUUUGCUUCAUUUUAAAUUUUGUUUCGUUAGCUCUGCUAUACAUAAUUUGGACAUCGAGUUAUCUUCUCGAUAUGUGAGGUGUAUAUGGACUGCUAAUUGACGAGUCCUUUAGGUUUCAAUGUAAUACCGCCUAUUGCCAGAAUUGGCUGUCUCACCUCCGCUCGAAUUGCAUGAAUUGGCAAAGAUCCAGGAAUGUGCUUCCUUUAUCAAAAGAAAAAAACGCAUUAAAUUUGCAGUUGGUUUGUUAAAUAUGUAUGUACAUUAUUCUUCAGUAACCAUGGGCCUUCACAAGAUCAAUGCAAUGGAAAAAGAACAAAUAUUUACAUAUCCGAAAGAUGACAUGACAAUUUUUUUUACAAUGGGUAUUAUGUACAUUUGGCUUACCAUAUUUAACUUUGCAAUAGAAGGUGGUAAGUAUUAAGAAUCAUAACAAAAAAAAAACUCAUUUAUGCAUUAAAUUGUUUAUGCUUUAGAUUAAAUGUUUUCUUCCACAAUUUAGACUUACACUUGGAUUAUUUAAGAACAAAAUAUUGAUUCGAAACCUGGAAACAAAACUAUUCGUUAUUUGCGAUUUGUUAUUGCACAUUGUCCUCAGUACUAGAAGUGUGUGCUUUGAAUUGAACGUCAUGAAUUUGUUAUCCAUUGUUACAUUUAGCCAACUUCAUGUUUUCUUGCACUGUACCAGUGCACUGCUUUGAAUGCAGUGGCGGGUUUGGGGAUCUUCAACUGUGCUGAUGAUCUGGCUGAACUAACUCCCUAAAUGUCAAACAUGCAGCAGAACCUAAACAUGAGACAUGACACUUGUCGUCAGUUCUCCUAAGACGAAAAUGCAUUUUAAUUCUGAAUCAUAGACAUCUGAGAAAUGGGCAAAGCCUCCUGCUUGACCAACAAGCCACAAGUGUUGUUCUGUGGAUUUAAAUACGGUGAACAGAUUGGUACAUUUAUGUUUUUUUCCAGGGUGACAUACAAGCAAGGUGGGUAAUACAGAACAACCAUACUGCUAUCCAGGUUCAAAAUUAUGUUCAUGUACUGAUAAGCUCAACUUCCAAUAAAACAAGUGCACGAUGGAAAGGAGAGCUAUAGGAAUACUGCUUAAUACGUUCCACUAUAAAUGCUAUAGAGCAAUGUUUCCCAAUCCGAUCCUCAGGGACCCAUAGUCUAGUCCAUGUUUUUGCUCCCUCUCAGCUCUCUGCCAGACAGUCUACAUUUUUGCUACCUCUCAGCUCUCUACCAGGAGCUGAGAGGGAGCAAAAACCUGGACUGUCUGUGGGUCCCUAAGGACCGGAUUGGGAUUGCUUUACACAAAUAGCACCCAGGAGAGUAUCUAGUAAGAAGCCAAGUCAAUCGCUUCAAUGGAACAAGUCGAUAGGAGUUGGUGAGGGGUCAGUUGUAGAGGUUAGUAUGGUGUGUGACAGGAAAUUCAGAUUCAUGAUUUGUUUUUUAAUAAAGUGCUAGCUCUUUUACUGGGUCUUUAUUUUUGCAAGUUGGAUGCCCAGGCAUGUAGCAUAUCAACUUUGUGGUGCGUCACUGCAGAGCAGUUUAUUAAAUCUAAAAAAAGACCUAAUGUCUCUGUUGCACUGGCUGCAUUUCCACCUCAUACCUUAACCCCAGAACACGGGCCCAGAUCGAGGCGCUGUUGGGUGAUGGGAAUCUGGAGGAGCUGCGCCGAAGACUUUGUGCCCGGAUGGCGUUUGGGACGGCCGGCUUGAGGUCCGCUGUGGGAGCUGGCUUUGCGCUCAUAAACGACUUGACCAUUAUCCAGUCAACACAGGGCAUGUACAAAUAUCUGGACAAAUGCUUUCCUGAUGUGGGUACCAGAGGUAUAGUAAUUGGCUAUGACACAAGGGGACAGGAAGCAAGUGGCUGUAGCAGUCAACGGCUCGCCAAGUUAACUGCAGCAGUUAUGCUCUGUAAAGACGUCCCCGUGUAUCUGUUCUCUACUUACGUGCCUACGCCCUUUGUGCCGUAUGCAGUGAAGAAGCUGAGAGCGGCUGCAGGCGUGAUGAUCACCGCCUCUCACAACCCUAAAGAAGACAAUGGAUACAAGGUCUACUGGGAGAACGGAGCUCAGAUCUGUGCACCCCAUGACAAGGAGGUUGUCAGGUGCAUAGAGGAUAGCUUGGAGCCCUGGGCUGAGUCUUGGAAUGAGAACCUGUCUGAUAGCAGCCCCUUGCGAAAAGACCCUCUGGAGGACAUAUCUAGGUGCUACAUGGGAGAACUGGCUUCUCUUUGCUUUCACAGGGAGCUGAACUGCAGGACGCCGUUGAAGUUUGUUCACUCUGCUUUUCAUGGAGUUGGGCACAACUAUGUUCAGAUGGCCUUCAGAGAAUUUGGCUUUUCUCCACCAAUCCCUGUGCCUGAGCAGAUGCUCCCCGAUCCGGAGUUUCCCACAGUCAGCUGUCCCAAUCCAGAAGAAGGAGAGUCUGUAUUGGACCUCUCUUUUCGCCUGGCUGAGGACGAGGGUGCUAGGAUAGUUCUGGCCACUGACCCAGAUGCGGAUCGCUUGGCUGUUGCAGAAAUAUGUGACAACAGCCGAUGGAGGGUGUUUACAGGCAAUGAGCUGGCGGCACUGUUGGGCUGGUGGAUGCUGCUGAACUGGAAGGACCAGCAUCCCGAGGCCGCAGAUACGGAGAAGAUGUACAUGCUGGCCACCACGGUGUCCUCGAAAGUCCUCCAGACCUUCGCACGAAUCGAAGGCUUCCACUUUGAGGAAACCUUACCAGGCUUCAAAUGGAUUGGGAAUAAAAUCCAUGAACUCGAAAAGAAAGGGAAGGUGGUUUUGUUUGCCUUUGAGGAAUCCAUAGGGUUCAUGUGUGGAAGCAUGGUUCCUGAUAAGGAUGGAGUCAGUGCUGCGGUUGUGGUGGCAGAGAUGGUAUCCUAUCUGAAUGACAGGAACCUCACCUUGAUCCAGCAGCUGGAGAACAUUUAUGAAAUUUAUGGUCCACAUAUAUCAAGAACAUCCUACGUCAUCUGCCACGAUUCUCCCACCAUCAAACGAAUAUUCUCCGGGCUUCGUAAUUGGGGCGGCAAGGAGGGGUAUCCGGAUUCUUGUGGAGGUUACAAAAUUACACACGUCAGGGAUGUCACUACAGGCUAUGACAGCAGUCAGCCUAACCAUAAAUGUGUUCUGCCUGUGAUGAAGAGCAGCCAGAUGGUCACCUUCACCUUUCAGAAUGGCCUUGUAGCCACACUGAGGACAAGUGGGACAGAACCAAAAAUCAAGUACUAUGCAGAGAUCUGUGCACCUCCUGGAAGCAGGGAUGUUUCCAGUCUGAAGGAGGAACUGCUUAAGGUAACCGGAGCUCUGGUCGAGGAGUUCCUUGAACCUGACAAGAACAACCUUGUACGCCGAUCUGUCUGAGCACCGGUGCCCCUGUCCAUCAACUUAUUUUAAUGGUCUGAUUUUUAUUUUGUUGUGUUAUUGGGACUGCAAUUGCCCUCCUGCGUUGUUGUGUACAAUGUGACGGAAGUUGCUUGCAGUUUCUGUUCAUUUGAGGUGUGCUUUCUACAAGCCAUACUGCAGAUUCAAAGUAAUGCAUCUAUGUAUUGUGCAUAGUAGAUUUUUAGUUUUUAAUACAGGAUUCAGUUUCAUGAAUCAGUCAUGAUAGGUCAACUUAGGGAAGUCCACCUCUGCAAGGUUCACAGUUGUUUUCAGUAAAAUAAGGCCUGGUCAGCUUUUGCUCAUAACCACAUGUAUCCUGCUGUCCUUCAUCUCUCCAUUUAACCACAGCAAUGGCGAACAAUUUUCUUUCAAAUUCAAUCCAGCCCUUUCGUUUGUUACCGGAGACAAAAUCAUUUUUAUUUUUCCAAUAUUGAUUAAUACGAUACCUGUUGCAUUUCCAUGUGUAUUUAAAACUUGCUGUGCAGUGGCAAAUGCAUACAGGUUCAUUGUUGACGAAUCAUGUGCACUUAUGUCCUCAAUGACAUUCGGACAUUUCACAGACUAGAUCAUGGCUACCAUUUUUACUGUUGGUGGUCAAAGUGUCUGUCACAUCUUAAAUAUUUUUAGCACAGGCCGCAUAUUCAUUGCAUUUUAAAUCCAUCAAAAAGACAUGAUUCAUUAUCAUCCCGUAGGGAGAAGCUGAUCUCUUUGUUCCAGUCUGGCGGUGGGAACUAAGGAUAUGAAAUGAAUGCUAUUGAUAUUGCACAUUAGAGAACCAAAGAUCCUAAACAAUUCAGCUUUCUUCAGCUGAAACCAGAAGAGGUCUGAAAACAAGAAUGAAACUGUGAUGUUCUAUACUCUGCAUGCAUACAUUGAAAACUGACCACUUCCAUGAUGCUCAAAAACCAUGACUGCUGACUAUGUGUGCUGCCUUCCCGUAAUAAGUUCCAAAACGCACAAGUUGCAGUGUGACAUUUUGCACUGAAAUAAAUCGAGCCUUCAGGAUUGCAUGACCCCGAAUGAUGCAGUAAAGAAUUUUCCCAGUCAUUACGCUGAAAAUGACAAUCAUAAUGAGCACUUAAUUUAGCGGGUCAUUGUGGAUUUUGUGUGAUGUGAUUAAUCAGUGAUAGGAUUGUUCCCCAACUAUUUUUACAUCAUCUCCCUAAAAGCAUUUCCAACUAUUAUGUAUAUUUCACCUGUAUGAUUUCAGUAUUUUGAACCCCACAGGCAAAUAAAUUAUUAAAUAUUGUUUUUUUGCUGUUAAACAGCAGUAGUCAUUUGUAUUGCUAAGAGUAAUUUAAGAUGACAAAAGCAGAUACAAAAGGCUCAGAUCUAAUCUGGUACUUUCCGUUAUUCAUUUUUUCCUUUAUGCUUGUUUGGCUGCAAAUAAAAAUGAAGCCUUUCUACAUAAAUAAGAGCGAUUUAUUUUUCCAAAUAUAUGACACAACUGAAUUCGUAGAUGUACUGCAGAAGGAAAAUUCAGGCCCCUGUCUCACCAUGACCGUCUACUGAAAAUGUGCUUGGAUGGAUGGCUGGAUGGAUGGAUAGAUGUAUGAAAGUGAUCGUUUUGAAGGGGGACACAGAUUUAAGCAUACACUCAAUAUGUAAAAACAAAAUUCAACAUAGAUGCACAAAUUAUAUGGUGCUUAAUAGUCCGAUAAGUCUGUGAAACACUCCGAAAUCCUGCUGUUUUGUACUUUUGUUAUUAUGCUAUGUGUCAGUUUCUUUCCCAUUGGCAAAAAAGCAGUUAUGUAUAUGAACUAUUUACAAGUAUGACAAGCAUUGGGUAUUAGGGCUGCUAUUAUUUGGGACUUUAAUACAAUACAUUUAAAUAAUUACCUGUGCUGAAUCUUAGAGGAGAUUUACACUCAAAAUGAAAAAUGUUGGAUUAGGUAUUAACACCUCUAGGAUAAAAUCUUAGAAACCCAUGGUAAGGUGGGAUAGCUGGUGAUGGAACUGAAUGUGACUGAAUGUAUGUAAGAAGCUCACAGUUCCAGCUUUUUUGCGGUAGCAGCUAUUGUACUUCCCUAAACCAAAUUUCAUGUUGUAGCUUCUACUGUGAUGAUUGCUCAACAUUGGCUUUAGAUGCAAGCACUUGAAAUCCUGUACUGGAACGAACGUCUGAUUUGUUUUUGGUUCCUGCAAAGAUGCAAAAAAAAAACAUGCAUUUCCUAAUUUAAAGAUUUUACACCAUUGUAAAAGUAGCACUUUAUCAUUUAUUUAUUUUAUUAAUGGUCAUCUUAACCAGGAUUGUAAGGCUGUAUAUUUUUUUCAAGGCUUCUGGGCAUUUCUCUGGUUCCUGGUAGUUUGAAUUGCUCAUUCUUUGAUUUAAGGCUUUUUUAAAUGCAGUGAUGGCCAAAUGACGUGUCAUGAACCAUUUGCUGUAUUUUCUGACCCCACUAGAUGGUGCUCUUGGUUUAUUUUGGGAUAUGCUUUGAGUCCUUUUAUGGACAGAGAGCACCAUCUAGUGGAGUCAGAAAAUACGGCAAAUGGUUCAUGAAGCUUCAUUUGGCCAUCAUUAUUUUAAUGACUAGAACUUUGGUCAUUACAUUCUGUGUAAAAGUGUAAGUGGUUCAUUCAGUGAAAAUGCUGCAGUGGAGUCUCACUGGAAGCACUAUUCUAGUUUGCCGAAAUAUUAAUCGACAUGACAUGCUCCUUUUAGAAAGACUAUAGGUUUGCACUGUCUGUUUGCAAGUUAGGGGUGAAGUAGUCACAAUCUCAUGUCGUAGCACAGUGUUUCCCAAGCUAGUACACAUUUUUGCUCGCUCAAAGCUCCCAGCCAAUCAAGAACACCAAAAUUCUGGUGCGGUUGUGCUAGAAGUUGGGUGAGAGAGAAAACGUGGACUGCUGAGGAGUCCCCAAGGACCGGGUUGGGAAACACUGUCUUAGCACUUAAUUUGACAUAUUUGAGGUACAGUAUACAGAUUUUUUUGGUGACUAGGAAACACUGUUACAUUUACAGAAAUUAGAUCUUAAUGUGUAUAUUCUGUUGUAUUUUCAGGAAUACGGUGGCAUUUUUAGACCGAUGGUAAUAUGUGGGAUGUUUCUUAAAUUAUGAAUUUCAUGCAUUUUACCAUUUUCCUUUCAGGGAAAUAAUUGAUACGUGAAAACAUUAUAAUUACAUAUAAAUGCUCUCUCCAAAAAAUAUAACUAAUAUUUAUUUUUUCUGAAUAUGAUGAAAUAAUUAUUUGUGGAUUGUAUGUGUGUCCAGCUGCUGUAAUAUACCUCAAACUGUUACGUCUAUUUACGGUAGAUCAUCCUCUUAACUUUUUGAAAUAUGGUGAUCCUACUUUCUCGCAGAAUUACCAGAUUGAUUGUUGCAUGGUAAUGUGUGAAUUUCUUGCCUUGUUUUGCUGUGGUUACUAACGAGACUUGCUCAGCACUGAACAAAGUACUUCACAAAUAAUUAAAACAAAAGUUAAAACAA